CGUGAACUGAACUUGGCCCAAAGCAGAAAUUUAACUGCAGAUAAAAAGCUUCUCUGAGUGCUGAAUUACUUCUCUUGUUUGUGAAAUCGUCAUUUUUUGCUGUAAAUUUUUGUAUGAUUUCAUCGUAAUAAUAGAGUCGAAAUAUAUUCCGCGAUCUGUACAAAGCUUUGCCUUUCCUCUCUCUCUCUCUGUCUGUCUGUCUCCGUCUCUCUGGAAGACCGCCAUAAUUCUUUCGUGCUCUGAUUUUGUCUCUUACAGGGAGCUCCGCCGUUGUUGGUCCUUGUUUCUGCCGAGAUGAAAGAGACUAAAGGUGGGACAAGGACUGAUAGAUUUUCUAAAUCUCCAUCAGCUGAUUCCGGUCCACUUGUUUUAGACAUUGAUGAUUUUAAGGGUGACUUUUCAUUCGAUGCCUUGUUCGGAAACUUAGUUAAUGAGCUGCUGCCUUCUUAUUUAGAAGACGAUACAGAUGCUACCGAUGGACCUGGUGCAAGUGAUGCUAUGGCCAAUGGUCAUUUGCGAACUCCUUCUGAUUCUGGAAAAUUAGCACAAGGGCUAUCAAGCCCGUUAUUUCCUGAAGUAGAUGCUCUAUUAUCUUUGUUUAAGAAUUCAUGUAAGCAGUUGACUGACCUUAGGAAACAGAUUGACGGGAAGCUCUAUGAUCUCAAAAAGGAAGUUGCUGCCCAAGACUCUAAGCACCGAAAGACACUUGCUGAGCUGGAAAAGGGUGUUGAUGGUUUGUUUGACAGUUUUGCAAGGUUGGAUUCACGUAUAUCAAGUGUUGGCCAAACUGCUGCUAAGAUAGGUGACCAUCUGCAGAGCGCUGAUGCUCAGCGAGAAACUGCCAGUCAAACUAUUGAUCUCAUUAAGUACUUGAUGGAGUUCAACAGCAGUCCCGGUGACCUAAUGGAACUGUCACCUCUAUUUUCUGAUGAUAGUAGAGUAGCUGAAGCAGCUGCAAUUGCACAGAAAUUGAGAUCAUUUGCCGAGGACGAUAUUGGAAGACAAGGCAUUACUUCAUCAGUUGUGGGGAAUGCAACAGCAAGCAGAGGAUUGGAAGUGGCAGUUGCUAAUCUCCAAGAAUAUUGCAAUGAACUUGAAAACAGAUUGUUGGCCAGAUUUGAUGCAGCAUCGCAGAAACGGGAAUUGUCUACAAUGGCAGAAUGUGCAAAAAUUUUGUCACAGUUCAACAGGGGUACCAGUGCUAUGCAACACUAUGUGGGAUUACGUCCGAUGUUUGAUUUGGAGGUUAUGAAUGAAGAUGCCAGAUUGGUUCUCGGUGACCCCGGUUCUCAGCCUAGUCCUAGCAAUGUUGCCCGUGGACUCUCUUCAUUGUACAAAGAAAUUACAGACACUGUACGGAAAGAAGCAGCAACGAUAACAGCAGUAUUUCCUUCACCAAAUGAUGUCAUGUCAAUAUUGGUUCAGCGCGUUUUGGAAGACAGAGUUCCUAAGCUCCUUGACAAGCUGUUGGUAAAACCAUCUCUACUUAAUCCACCGCCAAUGGAAGAAGGGGGACUUAUAUUAUAUCUUAGGAUGCUAGCAGUGGCAUACGAGAAAACGCAGGACCUUGCUAAAGAUUUAAGUGGUGUGGGAUGUGGUGAUUUGGAUGUUGAAGGCUUAACAGAGUCACUAUUUCUUCCCCAUAAAGAUAUAUACAUAGAAUACGAGCAGGCUUCUCUCAGGCAACUGUAUAAAUCAAAGAUGGAGGAACUACGUGCUGAAAGCCAGCAGUCAUCUGAAUCAACGGGGACAAUUGGGCGUUCAAAAGGAGCUUCCAUAUCAUCUUCCCAGCAGCAGAUAUCCGUCACAGUGGUUACUGAGUUUGUACGCUGGAAUGAAGAAGCUAUAUCUAGAGCUACUUUGUUUUCAUCACAGCCUGCUACCCUUGCCGCUAAUGUGCGGGCUGUUUUCACUUGCCUUUUGGAUCAGGUCAGUCUAUAUAUAACAGAAGGUCUGGAAAGAGCUCGAGAUAGUCUGACUGAAGCUGCAUCAUUGAGGGAGCGAUUUGUAUUGGGAACUAGCGUUAGUCGAAGAGUUGCAGCGGCAGCUGCUUCAGCUGCAGAAGCUGCUGCUGCAGCUGGUGAAAGCAGUUUCAGAUCUUUUAUGGUUGCUGUACAGCGCUGUGGAAGUAGUGUUGCUAUUGUUCAGCAAUACUUUGCAAACUCGAUUUCUCGACUGUUGCUACCUGUGGAUGGUGCACAUGCUGCUUCCUGUGAAGAAAUGGCCUCAGCAAUGUCCAGUGCUGAAGGUGCCGCCUACAAGGGGCUUCAGCAGUGCAUCGAAACAGUGAUGGCUGAGGUUGAGCGAUUGCUAUCAGCUGAACAAAAAGCAACAGACUAUCGGUCACCUGAUGAUGGCAUUGCUCCUGAUCACCGGCCAACAAAUGCCUGCACAAGGGUUGUUGCUUAUCUAUCCCGGGUGCUUGAGUCCGCUUUCACAGCCCUUGAAGGCCUUAACAAACAAGCAUUCCUAACUGAGCUGGGAAAUCGCCUGCAUAAGGUGCUGCUGAAUCAUUGGCAGAAGUUCACUUUUAAUCCGAGUGGAGGGUUACGGCUUAAGCGUGAUAUAACAGAGUAUGGGGAAUUUGUUCGCAGUUUUAAUGCUCCCACAGUAGAUGAAAAGUUUGAGUUGCUGGGCAUCAUGGCCAAUGUCUUUAUUGUUGCUCCUGAAAGUCUGUCAACUCUAUUCGAGGGAACACCAAGCAUCCGAAAGGAUGCGCAAAGGUUCAUUCAGCUCAGAGACGACUACAAAAGCGCAAAGCUGGCAGCUAAGCUCAGCUCUCUGUGGCCUAGCUCUAGUUAAUGUGGAAAUGGCCUCCUGCCGAAGUGAAUAGAUAUCUGUGUACCAUUGCUUAGCUGUUCACAGAGUUCUCCACCCCAUGUAGGAAAGCUAACUGUGUUUGUGUGGAAGCGAGCAGCCAUGUAGUUUUGCGAGGUCAGCCACGAGCAUUCGUUCGUACUGUGAAUCGUCUCUUCUGUUGUUAGAAAUUAUUUCUCAUUCAUCAUCUUCUAAAAGAAGUCAUGCGUGUAGACUAUUUAAUCUACAGGGUGUAACUCAGAAGGCUUGUAUUUAUGUGUUGAUAAUUACUUUGUAUGUAUGUAAUUGCUCUGCGAGUAGUGUUGUAAGAUUGAGUUACGGGCUUGCUAAUUGCGAGUGCAGAAGAUAUAUCCUCUUCUGAAAUGCAUCGGAAGUCUACUUUUAAACUGUUGAUUAUCA
Molecule: messenger RNA, 3216 nt
Organism: Sesamum indicum (sesame)
Lineage: Eukaryota; Viridiplantae; Streptophyta; Magnoliopsida; Lamiales; Pedaliaceae
Product: exocyst complex component SEC10b
Biological process (GO): Golgi to plasma membrane transport; exocytosis
Cellular component (GO): cytoplasm; exocyst
Source: RefSeq, a predicted model, not a curated record